AUGGCUGCUGAUACAGCUCCAUUCCCCCCCCAUUCUUGGCUUGGCUACGGCCUCGACUUGACAUCAAUCACGCCCACCAACAUUACUACUGUUACCCAACACGUGCUCAGAGCUAUCCGUAUUAUCGAGCUCAAGCGAGGUGGCACGGUGCAAACCUAUGGCGGCGUCACCUGGACCGUACCGGAUAAUGUUAAUGUUGCUGCCGAUGCCGGUAACUCGGAAACUUCCCAGACCUCUUACACCAAUGGAUCUGUAGCUGCCAGUAACUUGGAAGCUGAUGCCUCUCUUUCUGGCCAAUACCUGGCGGUCUCCGCUGGUGCAUCUGCCAAUUACUCCAUUAGCAAGACCUUCCAUUCGAGCUACCAGUAUUUCAUGUUUAACUUCAGGCAAGUCCUCCUGGAGGUUGGUCUCGAAAACUUUGCCGAAAAUCAAUACCAAAGAGCUUGCAUGGCACAUGUUGUGAAGACCUAUAAGACCUUCUUUGGCACCUUUGGAUCCCAUGUUGUUACUGGCACAACUUAUGGGUCACGGUUCCAACUGGCCCAAUUCAAUGGUCUCACCGCCAGCGGAAACUUCGAUGCGUCCAUCAAGACAACAGAUCAGUAUAAGACUUUCGAGACAUCAGUACAAAAAAACUGCUCCUGCCAGGGCGGGGACACAAGCAUUGGGACCAAAAUUGCUUCCGAUCCCACCACCACGGAUGUCUACACCAGUUACGCAUCCUGGACUAAGAGUUCUCAAACCACCCCGGGGGUCAUGACUAUGCAGACAAUGAGUCUUUGGGAACUUAUGACCGCCGCGAUGGAUGACACGCUGAAUCUCCGCGCCGGAGACGUCGAAAAAGCCUUCAGCUGGAUCGUGGAGAACCCGGCCACCCACCACACCAAGUGCACGCUCAUUGUUAACUCGGACUGGGGUGAAGUUGGCUUGUUGAACCCUUCCGCGUUCAUCAUUCCCGAUCCCGACAACCCACCCCCAACGGACAAGACCAUCUUCUCGCGUACGAAGAUCAGAUGGGGUCUAGAACAUUCGCACGAUUUUCAGAGAGAAAUCAGAAUUGACUUCAUCAUUCAAAACGACGGUUCUCCUGUAGAUAUUGAGCUCUCUCAUGGCAGUGAUGGGUCCACUUCCGGUAGUGGUGCUUGCUCGGCCAUCAUCGGCAAUGAACCACAAUAUGACAACACGGGUAUCCAAGACAACAAUUGGAACACAAAGUGGUUUUACAAGUGCCCGGUCAACCCAAACCCUGUGGCCAGACAACCCUAG
Molecule: messenger RNA, 1266 nt
Organism: Uncinocarpus reesii 1704
Lineage: Eukaryota; Fungi; Ascomycota; Eurotiomycetes; Onygenales; Onygenaceae
Exons: 7
Coding region: 1-1266 (421 amino acids)
Source: RefSeq, a predicted model, not a curated record